AUGCAUGGACCAUCACAACGACAACAGCAAACUGAUUUUACCACUCGAGCAAAGGUCCAAGCCCCACCUGAGCGUUUCGCUGUUCCUUCAGCAAGACUCAAAGUUGCCGUGUGCUGUGAUGCGGAGUGUGUGACGACCGGCAGCCUAUCCCUGGUCUGCGGCAUCUCAUUGGUGCGACGGUUCUCACGACCUGCUUCUGCUGGCGCUUUGCCGCCGUCAAGCAUUGGCCAGAUGCAAGACCCGGAAACACUCCAAGGAUGCUCUGCACCCAGCGCCUGUGCUGAUUCGUCCCCCUCUCUGCAUGCGAGCGAUGGCCGACUCAAAGUGUCGGCCACCCGGGGGGUCUCGAGCUCAUAUCUAACGCCCAUCAGCCGGAUCGCCCAGAACUUUGUGUGUUUCUGA
Molecule: messenger RNA, 402 nt
Organism: Penicillium verhagenii
Lineage: Eukaryota; Fungi; Ascomycota; Eurotiomycetes; Eurotiales; Aspergillaceae
Exons: 2
Coding region: 1-402 (133 amino acids)
Source: RefSeq, a predicted model, not a curated record